Messenger RNA from Cladophialophora carrionii CBS 160.54, 369 nucleotides. RefSeq lists its product as uncharacterized. Gene Ontology annotation, molecular function: DNA-binding transcription factor activity. The transcript has a single exon. The coding region runs from base 1 to 369 and encodes 122 amino acids. Lineage: Eukaryota; Fungi; Ascomycota; Eurotiomycetes; Chaetothyriales; Herpotrichiellaceae. The record is from RefSeq and is a predicted model, not a curated record. Gene Ontology annotation, biological process: regulation of DNA-templated transcription.
AUGGCGGCUAGCCCGGCAUCAACAGCAACGGCAGCGACGACAACAACGGCAACAUUAUGUUCUCUCCAGAAAGCCGACCUCGACCCUGACCCCUUCAAAUCUAUCACACCACCUGCGUCGACGGCGAGCACGCCUGCCACACUGGGCGGCGGCGGCGGCGUUUCGAAAACCAAGAAUGGGCAUUCAAGAUACGGACCACAGAUCCAUUUCGUCGAUAUGGCAGACAAAAAAGGCGCGCAACGGAUUCGCAAUACAAUGAACUCGCGGAAACACCGGCAAAACAAGCUGGAUAAAAUCCGAGAGCUGGAGAAGAAAUUGGCCGAUUUGGUAGCGGAGAAGGAUAAAUGGGAGCAGGGAAAGGUAAAGUAG